Molecule: messenger RNA, 462 nt
Organism: Arabidopsis lyrata subsp. lyrata
Lineage: Eukaryota; Viridiplantae; Streptophyta; Magnoliopsida; Brassicales; Brassicaceae
Exons: 1
Coding region: 1-462 (153 amino acids)
Source: RefSeq, a predicted model, not a curated record
AUGGAAGAGGAAAAUGCCAGGGCGGUGGCAAAGGUGAACGAGAUCCGAGAGCGAAUGUUGGAGGCCGAAGGUCGCUGCAACCUUCUUGACAUUGCCAAGACUGAUCUUUCCGAGAAGCUGAAGAUCGGGAAGAACUUGUACCUCGAGGCAUGUGACAAGAUUACCUCGCUGGAAGCUGAAGUUAAGCAAAGCGAGGAAUGGUGCAAGAUCGCUGCUGAGAAACGGGACGAGGAGCUCGCAGCAGCAAAAAAAGAUGAAAGGAUGAGGCUCCGUGAACUCUAUAGCGGACUCGCCUCGAAGCAUGAGACCUACUACAAGGCCAUCAGUGAUAACGAGAUGAUUGGGACGCGUCUUGCCGAGACUCGGGCGAACCGAGAACUUCUUGAGGAGAUUCUGAAGGGAGAGAUUCCGGAUAUAAAAGCCGAACUAGAGUCGGUAAAGAAAGACGAGGAAGGGGCUUAG